Lasiosphaeria miniovina is the source of this 1885-nucleotide messenger RNA. RefSeq names its product putative ribosomal protein. The record is from RefSeq and is a predicted model, not a curated record. NCBI's taxonomy places the organism in Eukaryota, Fungi, Ascomycota, Sordariomycetes, Sordariales, Lasiosphaeriaceae. The transcript has 2 exons. The coding region runs from base 172 to 1530 and encodes 452 amino acids.
GUGCCAAACUAGACAGGCCUUAGGAAAUUUCUCGCUGGCCCGUCGCGGUUCUUGAUUGAGAUUAACAGCCACAGCAAGAGCAGGAGGAGCUCAACACAGUCUCGACAGCGGGCAGGCACAGCUGCAUCCCAUCCUGCAGCCCGAUUUCUGCUUCGCUUCUGCACAGCGGCCAUGUCACGGUGCCAGCAGGUUGGGCAGCCCAUUCUGCGGUCCAUACGGCAACAGAGCUAUAGCUACAGUGCAACGACAUGCUCGAUCCGAUACUUCACAUCAACGCCCCGGCGUCGCGAUGACCGUCCGACCCUGCAAACGGGCUCUGAGCCCCAGAACCCAAUCGAGGUAGCGCUGCUGGGCGCCACCCCACUGACGGGAGUACCCUCCAAGGCGUGGACACCAGAGCAGAUGGCAUCGUUCACGUCGCCCGAGCACGGAUCGCGGAGGAGGCGGGCCGCCAUGGCCACGAGCGGCAACAUCCCCUUCGAGCAGCUGCCAUACCAGUGCUUCCAGGAGGCCCGCAAGAUCCUCGCCGAGGACCGUGCCGAGAAGAUCGCCAAGAUUGCUGCCACAAUGACAAAAAUCAAACACACCGAAAGCAAGGACGCCAGCCAAUUCCGCGGCGGAGAGCACUACAGGCAGAAACGGUUGGCCGCUCUGCGCACCUAUGUCGAUGAGCUCAAGGUCCUAGCCGACAUCAAUGACCCAAUAGUGAAGCGCCGCUUCGAGGACGGGAAGGGCGACAUGACCAAGCCCGUCUACCGCUACCUCGCCGAGAAGAAGUGGCACGCCAUGGAUCACAAGAUCAUAAAGCAGCGCAUACACCAGUUCCACAUUGUGCCCGACAUCCUUCCCAAGUUCGAGCCGACGGUCGACCUGAAGCUGUCCUUCCGCAGCUCCCCCGUGCAGCCGGGCGCCAUCCUCGACAGCGCCAUGACCGAGGUGCCGCCGGCGAUCCGCAUGCAGGUGUUUGACAAGGGCGAACGCCUGAUGACCAUCGCCGUCAUCGACUCAGACGUGCCCGACGCCGAGUCGGACGGCUUCAAGUGGCGCUGCCACUUCCUGGCGGCCAACAUCCCGUGGGACCCGACCAAGACGCACCUGGCGCUGCGCCACAUCGGCGUGCGGGCCGAGGGCGACGUGGCCGUGCCGUGGCUGCCGCCGCACUCGCAACUCGGCUCCCCGUACCACCGCCUCAGCGUCUUCGUGCUGCAGCAGAGGCCCGACGAGACGCUCGACGUGGCCCAGCUCAAGGAGCUGUACGACGGCGACGCCGAGAGCCGCAAGGCGUUUGGCAUCAAGGGCCUCCGCGACCGGUUCGGCCUCGAGCCCGUCGGCUUCAACAUGUUCCGCACCGUCUGGGACGACAACACGGCCGCCGUCAUGGAGCGCCACGGCAUCCCCGGCGCCGACAUCGAGUUCCGCCGCGCCCGCGUCACCACGAUGAAGCAGCCUCGCAAGGCCAAGGGCUGGGAGGCCAAGAGGCAGAAGCCAAAGUACAGGAGUCUGUGGAAGUACAGCAAGCGCAUCGCGUGAGCGUGAGCGGCAGUCUAUACUUGUAUUGUACCAUAUCUAUAUACCUACUUGUACCAGUAUGUAUCUAAGAAGCUUCAAAUGCCGAAACGUGAGACCUGCGAGGUUAUGUCCCUGGUAUCUUCGUUUCUGUUUGUUCGAGGAAGAUGGUUUUGUAACCUAUCCCUUAUUGGACAGUUUCGUGCUCACGACACCCCGGAAGGACAUACAGCACAAGACGGGCAACCGUAGCAGCAACGUUGCAACGCUCAUGACUUAUGCUUGUAUGCCCCCAGUCAUAUGUUGGUUAUGUAUUUUGCACAGUUGAAAUGAGUGCGUGCUUACUGUGUUAAAAUGACGAGAUGGUCUGGCAUAUACA